CGGCAGUCAUUCACUGCGAUGAUCAACUACAUCCUGCUCGUUUCGCGGCAAGGCAAAGUCCGCCUAGCGAAAUGGUUCUCCACGAUGGCGCCGAAGGUCAAGGCCAAGAUCAUUAAGGACGUGACGCAGCUCGUGCUCGCCAGACGAACGAGGAUGUGCAACUUCCUUGAGUACAAGGACACGAAGGUCGUAUACCGGCGCUACGCCUCGCUGUUCUUCGUAUGCGGCAUUAGCUCGAGCGACAACGAGCUGAUUACGCUGGAGAUCAUCCAUCGCUACGUGGAGGUCCUUGACCGCUACUUUGGAAACGUGUGCGAGCUGGACUUGAUCUUCAAUUUCCAGAAGGCAUACUCCAUUCUAGACGAGUUGAUCAUCGCAGGCGAAUUGCAAGAGUCGUCCAAGAAGUCCGUCCUCAGGGUGGUAACGCAGGCUGAUACGGUCGAGGAGCAAGAGAAUUCCGAAGAUACAAUGGCUCGCCUGGGUUCUAGAAGCGGUUAGCCCCAUCGUCGUAUCGCCGCUCGACGACAAGCAGACCAUCUCCUUUCAAGGUCCCCUGAUGUAGGCACGCGCGUCUAUCUGUCAGCUAGUGAAGGCUGUCGUAUCCUGCUCGCCAGAUGCUCGCGGCGCCUGGUAGCGCGGCGCGUGACCGGCUCAUGCUGCGUAGAGACCCAGGCAUUUCUGUCGUGUAUCGCUCUCGUUAUCGUGUUGUAUUCUGGAUGCAAUUCACUGCCCAGCCUUGUGUGCUCAGCGAAUGGGAUCUUGCCGCAUCGCGCCUGCGUAUGAACUGCCUUUUCCG
Molecule: messenger RNA, 796 nt
Organism: Schizophyllum commune H4-8
Lineage: Eukaryota; Fungi; Basidiomycota; Agaricomycetes; Agaricales; Schizophyllaceae
Product: Adaptor protein complex sigma subunit
Exons: 7
Coding region: 85-498 (137 amino acids)
Biological process (GO): protein transport; vesicle-mediated transport
Cellular component (GO): intracellular membrane-bounded organelle; AP-1 adaptor complex
Molecular function (GO): clathrin-cargo adaptor activity
Source: RefSeq, a predicted model, not a curated record